AUGCCAUCCAACUUUGAAGAGAAUUUACUGAAGGAAGAACACACUUGUCAGGAAUAUGUCUCUAAUACGUCAUUAGGAAAAGGGCAAGCGGUAGUGAAGCAAUUGAUCUCGCAAAACGGACCUAGCUCGAUUAUCUUAUCGUCUGAUACCAUUGUAACCUGCAACCAGGAAGUAUUUGAAAAACCCCAGACUAAGGAAAGACAGCUUGAAAUGUUCCAUAAGUAUCACCAGCAUCCUGAUUUGGAAGUUAUAACGUCAGUGAAUAUCAUAAAAUAUGAUUCAGUCACAAAAGAGUCGAUUAUAAAAUCAGCUAUCGAGAUUACCAAACUUAGGUUCAACGAUGAAUUAUCGGACGAAUUCUUGAAAUACUACGUUGAUAGCGAAGAGGGUUUACACGUAGCAGGUGGUUUCAAGUACCAGGAACUAGGAUGCUUAUUAUUUAAGUCUAUUGACGGAGACUACUUUAACAUAGUUGGCUUGCCUGCUGGAACUACAUUCCGGCUAUUGUCUGACAUUUUACAACCAGAUCACUAA
Molecule: messenger RNA, 534 nt
Organism: Debaryomyces fabryi
Lineage: Eukaryota; Fungi; Ascomycota; Pichiomycetes; Serinales; Debaryomycetaceae
Product: nucleotide diphosphatase
Exons: 1
Coding region: 1-534 (177 amino acids)
Molecular function (GO): nucleoside triphosphate diphosphatase activity
Source: RefSeq, a predicted model, not a curated record